AUGAUGACGGGGUCAUUUCCUGCUGUUUCAUGCUUGGCCCUAUUUUCAGCCCACCUUUGUGUCGUCCGUUGUGCGUGUGGUGUGGGCAAAUUCCAUUGCUUCAUAGAAAUCUUGAUCAUCAUUGGGGUUUUGUGGUACGAAUGCGAUGACUGCUUUCUGCACUCCUGCCCUUUCCUUCUCCUCUUUAGCGUCGAAACUUACAGCACCUUGAGCGUAUUUGAAAAUACACUGAAGAUUGGUGUUGUUGUUUUGGGUGACAUCGGGUACAUCUUCAGUUAGACCAAGAACAGUUCCACUCAAAACCUGAUUGUCAGCAAGCUCGUCGGCGCUCCAGAUGAGUGCAUAAUCUGCAUCUACCUUUUGAAAGUUGUCCUGUGA
Haemonchus placei is the source of this 378-nucleotide messenger RNA. The record is from the annotation of a GenBank genome assembly. Lineage: Eukaryota; Metazoa; Nematoda; Chromadorea; Rhabditida; Trichostrongylidae.